CCAGUCCAUAUCAAUCUCGAAGCAACCUAAGGAAAAAGCAUAACAUUUGGGGAUGGCUUUAAUCUGUGAAGGUAAGAGUUCAUGGCCAGAACUUGUUGGGACGCGAGCACAAGAUGCAGCUGAAAUAAUUGAAAGGGAGAAUUCAUUGGUUACUACUAUCAUUGUGUAUAAGACUUGCCCCGUUCCCCUAAUUUUCAGCUGCAACAGGGUUAACAUCGUGAUUGACUGUAGCGGCACCGUUAUAACAGUCCCUAGGAUUGGUUAGGUUAGAAGGACACGUUCUGAAUUGCUAAUAAUUAUCUAGUGUGGUAUUGUACUAAAAAUAAUUCAACACUCGGACAUUGCGGUGUGCGUGUGUUGUACUAAACCUUAAAUAAGGGGCAAUGAUAAUGUUCCCGCUUUGUUAAUCAUCUCUCUCU
Molecule: messenger RNA, 419 nt
Organism: Ilex paraguariensis (yerba mate)
Lineage: Eukaryota; Viridiplantae; Streptophyta; Magnoliopsida; Aquifoliales; Aquifoliaceae
Source: the annotation of a GenBank genome assembly